UGGACAUAAACGAAUUCAUACCGGUGAAAAACCGUUUUCAUGUGAAAUGUGUGAUAAAUCAUUUACUCAAAAAAACAGUUUAAUUUAUCAUGAACGAAUUCAUGCUGGUGAAAAACCGUUUUCAUGUGAAAUAUGUGAUAAAAGAUUUAUGUUGAAAAGUAUUUUAAUUCAACAUAAACAAAGUCAUACUGGUGAAAAACCAUUUUCAUGUGAAAUGUGUGAUAAAAAAUUUACGGUGAAAAGUCAUUUAAUUCAACAUGAACGAAUGCAUACUGGUGAAAAACCAUUUUCAUGUGAAUUAUGUGAUAAAACAUUUUCGCAGAAAGGUAGUUUAAAUGUACAUAAACGAAUUCAUACCGGUGAAAAACGUUUUUCAUGUGAAAUGUGUGACAAAAUAUUUACUCAAAAAAUCAGUUUAAUUGCACAUGAACGAAUGCAUACUGGUGAAAAACCUGAAGAACAAAUAAAUAAACACGAAUUAAACGAAUUAAAUACAGAACUGAUAAUUAAAAAUGAAAUAUGUGAUGUGAGUGAAAGUGAUUCAAUAAAAUAUGAAGAACCAUUCAAAGGUGAACACGAAGGAAUUAAAGAAGAAGGAAUACUUGAAGAAACUGAUAUUAAGAUGGAGAAUGAACAAAUUAUUUUAAAUGAACCAUUAUUAAAUACUGAAUUACUUAUUAAAGAUGAAACAUUUGAUGGAAAUGAUUUAGAAUUUCAUACGAUUAAAAAUGAAGAAACAUCUUUGAAGUAUAAAGUGUGUGAUAAAACUUUUAAAAGAAAACGUUUUUCAUGUAAAGUGUGUGAUAAAUUAUUUAAUAAAAAACGUGACUUAAUUCGACAUGAACGAACUCAUACUGGAGAAAAACCUUAUUCAUGUGAAGUGUGUGAUAAAACUUUUAAUAUAAGACAUCAUUUAACUAGACAUAAACGAACUCAACAUAAAAUAAUUCAUACUGGUGAAAAACCUUUUGCAUGUAAAGUGUGUGAUAAAACUUUUAAUAAAAGACAUCAUUUAACUAUACAUAAACGAACUCAUACUGGGGAAAAACCAUUUUCCUGUGAAUUUUGUGAUAAAUCAUUUAAUUAUAAAAACGUUUUAAUUGAACAUAAACGAAUUCAUACAGGUGAAAAACCGUUUUCAUGUGAAAUGUGUGAUAAAUCAUUUACUCAAAAAAACAGUUUAAUUUAUCAUGAACGAAUUCAUGCUGGUGAAAAACCGUUUUCAUGUGAAAUAUGUGAUAAAACAUUUAUGUUGAAAAGUAUUUUAAUUCAACAUACAAAAAGUCAUACUGGUGAAAAACCAUUUUCAUGUGAAAUGUGUGAUAAAAAAUUUACGGUGAAAAGUCAUUUAAUUCAACAUGAACGAAUGCAUUCUGGUGAAAAACCAUUUUCAUGUGAAUUAUGUGAUAAAACAUUUUCACAGAAAGGUAGUUUAAAUGUACAUAAACGAAUUCAUACAGUUGAAAAACCGUUUUCAUGUGAAUUAUGUGAUAAAACAUUUUCACAGAAAGGUAGUUUAAAUGUACAUAAACGAAUUCAUACAGGUGAAAACGUUUUUCAUGUGAAAUGUGUGACAAAAUAUUUACUCAAAAAAUCAGUUUAAUUGCACAUGAACAAAGUCAUACUGGUGAAAAACCGUUUUCAUGUGA
Messenger RNA from Chrysoperla carnea, 1649 nucleotides. RefSeq names its product zinc finger protein OZF-like. Gene Ontology annotation, biological process: negative regulation of transcription by RNA polymerase II. Lineage: Eukaryota; Metazoa; Arthropoda; Insecta; Neuroptera; Chrysopidae. The transcript is spliced from 3 exons. Bases 47 to 1603 code for a protein of 518 amino acids. The record is from RefSeq and is a predicted model, not a curated record. Gene Ontology annotation, molecular function: DNA-binding transcription repressor activity, RNA polymerase II-specific.